This is a messenger RNA of Scatophagus argus, 2017 nucleotides long. It is a transcript of the gene galr1b, whose product is annotated as galanin receptor 1b. NCBI's taxonomy places the organism in Eukaryota, Metazoa, Chordata, Actinopteri, Scatophagidae. Gene Ontology annotation, molecular function: galanin receptor activity. The record is from RefSeq and is a predicted model, not a curated record. The coding region runs from base 383 to 1462 and encodes 359 amino acids. Gene Ontology annotation, cellular component: membrane. Gene Ontology annotation, biological process: positive regulation of cytosolic calcium ion concentration; neuropeptide signaling pathway; negative regulation of adenylate cyclase activity. The transcript has 3 exons.
GUUUCUGUGUAAACUGAUUCAAUGAAGAACAUCAUGUCUGAAAGCGUCUUUCUUUUGCAGUCUCGCAGAAACUUCCAUUCUUUCUGUUUGUCAGUUUUCAUUUAAAAAACAAUUAUGAUUUAAUUUCACCAGUGAACAUACACAUAUUUCACACGUUCUGCCUCCUCUUCACUUCUGAGAGGAAAACUGAGUCAUGCAGUGAUUUUGUUUUGAAAUCAGCUGACAGGAAACAGUACGCCGUGUUUCUGUUAACUUGUCGUCUCUCCAGCAGUCCGUCGCUGUUUGGUCGGGAUCAUGGACCUGGUCUUUGAGCCAGCCUGUCGCGGUGUCCUGUUCCUCCACCCUCUGCUCUGAUCCCCAGCUCCCCCCGCGGAGCAUCAACAUGCUGCUGCUGGGAAACGACACCUGCGGCUCAUCUGACCUUCCGCCGUCCAACCACUCGGAGACGGCGGAGAGCGACGGCGCGGGACCGGAGGCGGUGAUCGUGCCGGUGGUGUUCGGGCUGAUCUUCGUGGUGGGGGUGGUGGGAAACUCUCUUGUGAUGCUGGUGAUCGGGAAGGUGGGGUACCAUAGCAGAGGGAGAGACGGUGGUGGUGGGGGGACAAGUCGCUCCAGCAGCCCGACCAACGUCUUCAUCGUGAACCUGAGCGUGGCGGACCUCAGCUUCCUCCUUUUCUGCGUCCCCUUCCAUGCCACCGUCUACUCCCUGCCGGAGUGGGUGUUCGGAGCCUUCCUCUGUAAAUUCGGGCACUACUUCUCCACCGUCAGCAUGCUGGUGAGCAUCUUCACGCUGGUGGCCAUGUCUGUGGACCGCUACAUUGCCGUGGUGCGCUCCAGAAAGUCUCCGAGCGUCCGGAGCCGCAGGAACGCGCUGACCGGUCUGUGCAUCAUAUGGACGCUGUCUUUGCUGUGCUCGGUGCCGGUGGCCCAGCACCAAGUCCUCACCAACCACCCCGCCGCCCCCAACAACUCCUUUUGCUGGGAAAAGUGGUCCGGAGCCUCCAAGCAGUCGUACAAGGUGACCAUUCUGUUGAUCGGAUAUCUUCUGCCACUGCUGCUGAUCAGCUGCUGCUACACAAAGGUUUUACUUCAUCUACAUAAAAAGAUGAAGAACAUGUCCAAGAAGUCUGAGCGUUCCAAAAGAAAGACGGCUCAGACAGUUCUCCUGCUUGUCACCGCCUUCACCAUCUGCUGGAUGCCCCACCACAUCAUCGCUAUGUGGGUGGAGUUCGGCAACUUCCCCCUGACUGACGCCUCCUUUGCCUUUCGCAUCAUCUCCCACUGUUUGUCUUAUGGAAAUUCUUGCAUCAACCCCGUGCUCUACGCCUUUCUGUCUGAGAACUUCCGCAAGGCCUGCAGUCAAGUCUUCACCUGCUGUUUCCUGUACCCGCCGCCACCCAACAGCAAAGUGGUCCGUUUCCGCAUGGAGACCUUCUCCUCCACGCACUCCACCAAUGUAUGAAGGACAGGGGAACAGGAUCUGAUCAGUAACAAGGACUAAAGGAUUUUCUCCAGUGGGAAUAAGAAGAGAGAGGAGAGAGAAGAGUUUCUACGACAGGUUUUGGGUCACAUGACAACAGGACAGCUUGUGAUUGGCUGAUGACUAUCUGUGGACAGUCUGCACUUGUCUGGUUGUAUGAGAACAGAAAAUGGAAGCUCAUUAAUGACAGGAUUAUGAACUGAUGAGGAAAAUGCUGAACAUAUUCAGUCUUUUUCAAACAGAUAUCAUUAGCCCCAUUUUCAGUUUUUUACCAAUAAAUCAGUCAACAAACAGUUUGAUCUUGUUCAGAGAAAUGGGGUAUGUGCACACAACUGCAGUGGUCUCAAAAAUUAAGAGAAUCUUUGCUGGGCUAUAAAAAACAGACAAAUUUUCUCUGUCCAUGAAGAAACACUGACUGUAAUCCUCUUGUUUAGCAGAAUUUUGUUAAAAUAUUUUAUUGUGUCUUAUGUUUAAAUCUGUGUUUGUUUCACCUGCUAAAAGACAAGCUGAUGGAUUUCACUGGACACCAGAGAUUCA